This is a messenger RNA of Trifolium pratense (red clover), 1725 nucleotides long. Its product is annotated as protein FAR1-RELATED SEQUENCE 5-like. The record is from RefSeq and is a predicted model, not a curated record. NCBI's taxonomy places the organism in Eukaryota, Viridiplantae, Streptophyta, Magnoliopsida, Fabales, Fabaceae. The transcript has a single exon. Gene Ontology annotation, biological process: regulation of DNA-templated transcription. The coding region runs from base 1 to 1725 and encodes 574 amino acids.
AUGGAAAACUAUGAUGAGUCUGCUGAUGUUGAUGUUGAUUCCAUUCAUUCAAGUGAACGUGAUUCAUGGGACGAGGAGUUGGAUGAUGAAGAAAGUUAUUCGAUAUCUAAUAUGAAUCAAAGUUCAGUGGAUGGCGAUCAUUCAGCUGAUAAUGGCAAUGGUGAUGGAGAUGCAGUUGGAGGCAAUAGCCAGAUAAGGUUUGAUACCAUAACUGCUGAAGAAAUUCGUUCUAUGGAAUUUGCCACUCUUAAUGAAGCUUAUGACUUUUAUUACCGUUAUGGUAAGUAUAAUGGUUUUGCUGUUAGGAAAGGUGAUAGUAGGGUAAGAGGUAGUGAAGGUAAUAAAGUAAUAAAAAUGAAGCAGUUUGUAUGCAACAAACACGGUGUAAGAGAGAAGAGACACUUAGUUAGGAUAGAUAGGAAAUUAGAACAUAGACGUUUGACCCGCACUAAAUGUGGAGCCAGUCUUCGUGUGAAAUACAAAGCUGAAAAGGAUAGAUAUGUAGUUUCAGCUUUUGAAGAGACUCAUAACCAUGAAUUAACCCCAGCUAGGUUUGUGCACUUACACCCCGUAUAUCGUAAAAUUUCUGAAGUAGAUAAGGCUCAGGUGGAUAGUCUUCAGAAACGUGGCAUUAGAACAUGUCAUAUAAUGGGGUACAUGGUUGCACAGAAGGGUGGAUAUGCUGAUGUUGGUUUUACAAAGAAGGAUUUGUACAACUAUUUUGAUAAAAAAAUGCGUGCUGUUAUUAAAGAUGGUGAUGUUGCCGCAGCUUUAAACUACCUGAAUAUGAAGUCGUCUAGUGAUCCCAUGCUUUAUGCUGAGUAUGCUGUAGACAACGUUAAUGGAAGAAUGAAGACUCUUUUUUGGGCUGAUGGGAUUAGUAGGACCGACUAUUUUUGUUUUGGUGAUGUGCUUGCAUUUGACACGACUUACAGGAAGAACAAGUACAACUAUCCGUUGGUUGUAUUUUCAGGGUGUAACCACCACUCUCAAACAGUAAUUUUUGGUGCUGCAUUGGUGUCAGAUGAAACGACGGAGACGUAUAAGUGGGUGUUGAGGUGUUUCCUAGAAUGCAUGGAAGGUAAACAACCAAAAGCGGUGGUAACAGAUGGGGAUGGGGCAAUGAGAGAGGCCAUAAAACAGAUUUUUCCCGAUGCUAACCAUAGGUUAUGUGCUUGGCAUUUGAAUAAGAAUGCAAGUGAGAAUGUGAAGAACGGAAAUAAUUUUUUGGACGGUUUUUCAAAGGCCAUGUACUCAAAUUUUACAAUAGAUGAAUUUGAAGAGUAUUGGUCACAAAUGAUUAAAGAAAAUGGAGUGCAAGGACAUCCUUGGGUAGUCAAAACGUACGAGAAUAGGUCACUGUGGGCUACUGCAUAUCUACGAGAUAAUUUUUUUGGACGUAUAAGAACUACGUCGCAGUGCGAAGCUGUUAAUGCAAUAAUUAAGAGUUAUGUCAGGAAGCAAGGAUGCAUUUUUGAAUUUAUGAACAACUUUGAUCAGGCUUUGAGAGAUUAUAGAAAUAAUGAGUUGGUUGCUGAUUUUAAAUCAUCGUCUACAGAUCCUGUGUUGUCGACGCAACUGCCUGUGAUUGAGAGUCAUGCUGGUAAAAUAUAUACGGCGGAGCUUUUCAAAGAAGUUAGACAUGAAAUAUUGAAAGCCGGUGAAUUGAUAGUUAGGGAGAAAAGCGAAGUUGGGGGUAGGAAGAAUUAUAGAUUGACAAAAUAA